AUGUCCGAGCGACCAGGGCCCACUUCGGUGAUGCCCAUGCUCAACGUCUUCUGGAUCGGAGACGAAAAGGAGCAGCCGAGCGAGGUGCGGAGGAGGAGGAAGGGAGGCAGGCGGGGUGGGUCCACAGCUCUCGCUCUCUCCGCUGUCCGUGUCUGGUCGAUCGCACGGAGAGGCGCCGCAUCGUCUGAUGCCAAGGAUGUGCGCGAGGAGGGCGGCCGUGAAGACGGCUGCAGAGUGAACCGAGCAAGGGGCACUAUGAGCCGGCGGGGAGCGGGGGCUCCCGCCUCGGGCGCGGGGGGGGGCAAGCAAGCGUCCGAGCAGUGCUACGUGUGCGUGGUGCUUCCAAACGACGAGUACCUCACCCUAUCCAGCACCCUGAAGACAACAGGACAUGAGAUAUUUGUGGAGGUGUGCGACACCCUUCACGUGAAGGAACCGCAGCUCUUUGGUCUCAGUGUCGUCGCAAACAACGAACACAUAUUUAUGGAUCUCGAACAAAAGUUGACAAAAUACUGCCCGAAGGAAUGGAAGAAGGAAAGCAGCCGCGGUGCUGAUUUUGGACCCCCUCUGACUCUCUUUUUUAAAGUACAAUUCUACGUCGAAAAUGGGAAGUUGAUCAGUGACAAGACGACUCGCCACUACUACUACCUGCAAAUGAGGAAGCAGGUGCUGUCGUCACGGUGCCCGCAGAAUGAAGAGGCCUACUUUCUGCUGGCUGCGUACGCCCUCCAGGCCGACGUGGGAAACUACCGUAAGAGCAAGCACGUCAGCGGCUACUUCCAGCCCAAGAAUUACUUCCCGGAAUGGGUGGUGCGGAAGCGCGGCAUGGAGUACCUGCUGCGGCACGUGCCCGGGGUUCACCGCGAGCAGACGGGGAUCUCGCCCGAGGAGGCCGAGCUGCGCUUCAUCCGCGAGGCGUCGCGCCUCGACGACGUCGCGGUGCACUACUACCGCCUCCAGCGGAAUAAGAAAGAGUCUGAAGCCUCAUUGUUGCUGGGCGUGAUGCUGAAAGGAAUUCAGAUUUACCAGGAGGCCGGAGAAACCAGACACUUACUUUAUGACUUUCCCUGGUUCAAUGUCGGAAAGUUAACAUUUCUGGGUAAGAAGUUUGAACUGGAGCCGGACGGGUUGCCUUCUGCCCGCAAGCUCACCUACUACACGGGCUGCCCAACACGCUCGCGCCACCUCUUGCGGCUGCUGAGCGAGACGCACCGCCUCUUCCUGAGCACCCAGCAGCGCCUGCUCAAGCUGCAGCGCCUGGAAGACAAGGAGGCCAAGUUGCGCUACCGUGAGUCGUACAUCAGCGACACGCUGGAGCUGGAGCUCGAGACCCUGGAGGGAGCGCCGCGGUCUCACGGCGGCAGCGGAGGCACCGGCGACAAGCGCUGGUCGGGCCACUCGGGCGCGAGCCGGGCGAGCACGCACACAUCGGGCAUCGAGGCAGACACGCGCCAGCGUCUGGCUGACAGGGGCAGCACGGACAGUGUUGUUGCGUGCUCUGGCUCAGUUGGAUUUGAAGCGGUGGAGGUCUCUGUUGACGAGCCACAGCAGAUGGUUUUCAGUGAGGAGAUGCAGGACCUGCUACCCAGCCUGCACUCUGGCCAAGAGAUGAGUGUGUACCAAGAAGACCUCGGCACCUUGGUGGCUCCGGCGGCGGUUGGGUCCACCGCCGUUAAACUGCGUGGCACCAGCACCGACUGCCUGCCCCAGGUGGUGACACGAGCGCCCAAGCCACGCGUCUCGAGCGACCGGCACAGCCAGAGCCUGGACGACGUGCGGCUCUACCAGGGCGAUCGACCCCUUGCGGUGGCCGUUGACCCCGACGUGUCCCAGAGCUACACGUUCGGCUGCUCGCUGCAGAGCGGCAGCGUCACCGCGGGCGGCUGCCACGGGGGUGGCGGCGGCGGCGGCGGAUACCACGCCGCGUCGAGGGGGGAGAGGCCUUCGGACAAGUACGGCUUCGGACCCUUGCACCGGCCGUGCCUCGUCAAGCGCGCCAGCAACUGCCUCUCGCUCGACUUAAUUGGUGGCGAUGGUUUUCUGGAGUUUGUGGUUUGACUUGAUUCAUUAGCAUACGAUGAUGCGUUGUGGAUUUAUGUUGUGUUUAAAGGCCACUGGCGUGGAAGAGUAGACCAGAAUACUCUCCGGCGAGGCUCUUUAGAGCUUCCUCUCGUGGAAGUCCUUCCACCACCAGUGGCAUGAGCGAGAAAUUGCAGGGGCUUCACCUCUACCCAAAUGCCACUGCUUCUCGAAUAGCUGUAUUAAAGGGAUGGUGCUGUGAAGCAACAAACAAAUGUGAUGAACAAAGAGGAGUUUUUCUACAGUAUCUUAUGAAAAAAACUAAAAUCAAACUUGCCUAUUAUAAGCAAGUGUGUAAACAUUCCGGUGUUUAUAAUAAUUAUAGGAUUUUAGUGUAGAACGCAACUCUUCUGGCAGUUUUGACAAAUUUGUAUGGUAAUAUAUAAAAGCCAGACUUAACUUGCAAGUGAAGUAUAAACACACUUAAUGUUUAAUAAUAUUUAUAAAGGAGUACGUAAAUGUGGGAGAAAAAAAAUGUAUGGGCAACGCGUGGUGUUAAUUUGCGAUUACAAAUGAACUCAGAGUAUGUACGCUUAAUUAUAUUUGGACAAAGUACGUAUUGAUAUUAAUUGUAUUUAUUUACAUGCAGAUACCAUGACAUUAAUCUUAAUUAUUUUCAUGAUGUGAAUGUCUGUAUUAGAGUGGCUGGCGUUGAGAGCUGAGAGGAUUUUAUUCUCCUUUAAGCACGAGAAGUGUCAAAUAUUUGCCCAAUUGUUCGGAGCAACAAAUAAUGUGUGCUUUGAUGCAUAUGGUAGCACAAUGAUGGGUUCUGCUUCAAAUUGUCAGAAGAAUUGCGAAGUUGAACGCUAUUUCAUGCACCGUUAUUUUCUACCAAAAAAACCCAGUAAAAAGUAUUUAAUUUGUACCGAAAUAUAUAUAUAUCCCACAAUUGAAAUGUAACUUCACGAGGCUGCUUGUUUGUGGGAUGUAGUUGAGAACCUACGGCAACCUUUACCUGACAUGGAUUCAUCAACCCAAAAUCAAGGGAUUGUUGUAUUUAUAAACUUUACGAGCAACUUAAUUCGUGCCAAGUAUUAUUCUACCGUCAAUUGUAAAUACAAUGAAAUGCAGAGGGAAACAUUGAGAUGAUACAUUAGAAAUUUAUUUACAGAAGUAAUUACGUGUAUUGUGCAUUCGUGGAAUGUUCCUGUGGUAUUUACAAAUUUGCCAAUCGUGAAAGAAUCUCGUUUUCCCAAUGUCAUAUGUGCGCCACCUAGUGGCGUGUGUAGGUAAUGACACGUGGUGCAGAUAAUUCCAAGAAAACAACACUCCUUGAACGCAGGUAACGGCGUCGGGUGACAAAUGUGUCUAAAGCCUUUACACAAGAGGUAAUUGUGUUAAUAGCGCGUAGUGCUGAACUCUGCACCUCACUCGCGAUGAAUUGUUGACCUUCAUUUGAGCAGGCAGGUUUGACACAUUCCUAAACCCCAUGUUAUUCCAUGCCAUUGCAGUCUGGCAGAAAGAUGCACACUGCCACCUCAUCCAAUGAGUGGCUGCAUUCCAACCUUUAUUCUGCAGUGCUUCAAAAGCACAGACUACAGUUGCUAACAAAAAUGCCGCCCCAUGCUGUUUAAUUCACAAUCAAAAUCAGCCGUGAUCGAUUCAUCGCUGUGCUCUGUUUAUAGGUCACUUGUAGCAUUUUCAUCAGUUGUGCACAUUUCAAAUGCAUGGUUAUUUAUACACGAAAUACUAUUUAUUAAAUCCUGAUAGAAAUCGAUUUAAGCUGUUAGAUGCUGUACAUUUUGCUUGAAAUACCUAUAUUGUUACCAACGUGUGCCAAAAUAUUCAGCACUUCCUAAUGUGUACAUUUAAACGUUAUGAAACAAUAUACUAUGAAUGCAGUACAGUCAGUUUAAAAUAAGCAUUCAUGUGCCUCGAAUAAUAAAGGCGUAUGAAAUAAUGAUCUGGCUCCCAAAGGGGUAAUGUAUUUUAUAAAUACUCGCCACAAUGUUUUUAAGACUGGAUCAAUGAUAAAAAUAAUACAUAGCUUCACAAGACAUCGCCAAGAUAUGAAAAAAUAGAAUUGGUAAAUUACAGUAAUUAUUUUGGCAAAAAAACUAUCUUUUUUUAAAUAAGAUGCCUGAUGUUUUUGGCCGACAGCUAUCCAUCCGUAAUUACCAUGAGUGUAAUUUCUGAAAUGUUAACAUUACGCUGUUUUAUUUUUUGAUUUAAAGCUUUCGUGAUUGCAGGGAUUCAUAUUCUUGGUUCUUUCGGUAAAGUCACGUAGAAGGGAAAUAAUAAAAUAAUAUAUAUUUUUUAUUGUUUUCUAUUUAUAUUAUUUUAUUAUUUCCCUUCUACGUGACUUCACCCAAAGAAAGAACCAAGAAUAUUACACUGUUUUGUACAAUAACCUACAGCCAUUUGUCCAUCUACUGCUGGAUGCAGGCCUCCACGUGUUGGUACAACUGCCCUGUAUCGUGGUAGAUUUGUAUCACACUACUUGUGGAUGCGUUCUUUUUCCAAAAAAUAAUUAUUAUUGAUGGAAUUGACAUUUUGACGCUAUUCAGCUUUGAAAGUAAAAAAGGGACAUGUUUUGUAAACACUGUCACCGGUUUCUCUUUCUCAUCAUUUCUGGAAUUGUUUCACCGAACAAUCUUGUACUCAUCAGUCAUUCCGUGGCCCAUCAGAUACGAAUGCCAGACAGCAGGAGAAACCGAGAUAACCCUACGGUAAUUUGAGCGGAGGGAAAUCUCUGUAGAGCCUGGACUCAAAAGUAGGAAUUGCCAGCUUUGGCAAACCCUACUUUUGGAGGGUUUGAGAAACCCUGAUAGAACUUGCCAGGCGUCCUGUGUAUGCCGGGUUGUGUGCGUGUGGGUUACGGCCAUUUGAACAAAGUUUUGAAAUGUGAUCAACGUAACCAUGUGAGCAGUUUUUUUCUUCUUCCCAGAGCAUUGGCUUCUGGUAACAGUAUUUUAAACUUGUCAACAAGAACAAAUUGUAUUUCAAAUGUAAAAUUUGUAAAUUACCUUUGUAUUACAGCACCACUUUUGUACGUAUAAGUGUUCUAUUAUUAUUCAUUCAUUUACACUUUGCAAUUAUUAAUACACUAGGCAAUUGUUAUCGUUUUGUCAGCGUCCACUAUGCAGUCAUGUAACUAUGCAAGCAUUGUGUAUACAAUCAGGUUCUUGCAAUUGCAGUGGAUUUACAUUUUAAAGAGUUGUUAAAUCAAUGUGAUGGUGUUAUAUUGCCUCACUCGGUGGAGUGUGCAGCCGAUGAACUGACACCGUGGCCCAUGGAACCAGAGGGGGCCCAGGCACCGAGCUGUCAGUGGGGGGAGACAUUGGACAGGAGUUGUGGGGGGGGGAGGCCCCCAUUUCAUCCUUUGCACAAGGGCCCAUGCCAACCAUGCUACGUCACUGGGUUUCGUUAUAAUAUGACAGUAGUUGUGUGUUUUGUGUAGAAAGAAAUGACCAACAAUAAGCUUUGCUGUCCGCGUGUACUUUCCCAUGGAGAGACGGUGCUUAAAAUAAACUUAUCCUGUGUAACUUAA
Lethenteron reissneri (Far Eastern brook lamprey) is the source of this 5569-nucleotide messenger RNA. Its product is annotated as FERM domain-containing protein 6-like. NCBI's taxonomy places the organism in Eukaryota, Metazoa, Chordata, Hyperoartia, Petromyzontiformes, Petromyzontidae. Gene Ontology annotation, biological process: positive regulation of hippo signaling. Gene Ontology annotation, cellular component: cytoskeleton; cytoplasmic side of apical plasma membrane. The record is from RefSeq and is a predicted model, not a curated record.